UCCCCUCAAACCUCGAGGCUCUUCCCAUUAGUGUACUUCUCCGUCUCUCUGUGCCUCGGUCCCUCUGUCUAUCCCUGUCUCCAUGAUCUCUCGACUCUUCUCUCCGUGAUUUUACCUCUUUUAUCCUUGCUUCCGAAUACGUUUUUUUUUUUUUUUUUUAAUUAGAGGGGAGCGGGUUUUUUUUUUUUUUUAAAAAAAAUUGCCGUUUUGUGGGGGUGCUGACGUGGCAUGUACCCGAAACGGCAUCAUGAAUACCAAAACGAUGCGCCUCCCGCCCCGUCGUGUUCUGACGUCCAAUGCCUUACAUAGAAAGCGCAAAGAGAGAGACGGAUUCGACGAAUUCAAGCCUUCGACAACGACGACGAAAUUGUCCAAGCCGGAUGCGCCUGAGGAAAAGCCGAUCUCGUUUAAUCGAAAUCGAUUACUGGCCGGGUACCUGGCCCACGAAUACCUUACGCGAGGUACGCUGUUGGGUCGGCCGUGGGAUCCGGUUCAAGACGAGGCCGUUUCGGUGUCGAACAGAGGGGAUCCGAACGGGAACGGCGAAGCUGAGGAGCGGCGGCGACGAGGACCACGACAGGUAGAAGAUUACGAGAGGUACGUGGGAGUAGCGAAUUUGCUCAAGACGGAUGGGGCCCACGUGCCGGGCAUUGUGAACCCCACCCAACUCGCUUCCUUUUUACAGAUGUGA
This is a messenger RNA of Carya illinoinensis, 691 nucleotides long. RefSeq lists its product as uncharacterized. NCBI's taxonomy places the organism in Eukaryota, Viridiplantae, Streptophyta, Magnoliopsida, Fagales, Juglandaceae. The record is from RefSeq and is a predicted model, not a curated record. The transcript has a single exon. Bases 248 to 691 code for a protein of 147 amino acids.